GCCCCGGGGCCGCUUGCUUCCUGUUUGUCGGACGAGGAGACAUGGCGGCGGCGCCGGCGGCUGCUGGGUCUGGGGUCGGCCGAGGGCGACGGGCGGCGGCAACUGUGGCGGCUUGGGGCGGAUGGGGCGGCCGGCCGCGGCCUGGUAACAUUCUGCUGCAGCUGCGGCAGGGCCAGCUGACCGGCCGGGGCCUGGUCCGGGCCGUGCAGUUCACUGAAACUUUUUUGACGGAGAGGGACAAACAGUCCAAAUGGAGUGGAAUUCCUCAGCUGCUCCUUAAGCUGUAUGCAACCAGCCACCUCCACAGUGACUUCAUUGAGUGCCAGAACAUCCUCAAGGAAAUUUCUCCUCUUCUCUCCAUGGAGGCUAUGGCAUUUGUUACUGAAGAGAGGAAACUUACCCAAGAAACCACUUAUCCAAAUACUUAUAUUUUUGAUUUGUUUGGAGGUGUUGAUCUCCUUGUAGAAAUUCUUAUGAGGCCUACAAUCUCUAUUCGGGGACAGAAACUGAAAAUAAGUGAUGAAAUGUCCAAGGACUGUUUGAGCAUCUUGUAUAAUACCUGUGUCUGUACGGAAGGGGUUACAAAGCGUCUGGCAGAAAAGAAUGACUUUGUGAUCUUCCUGUUUACACUGAUGACGAGUAAGAAGACAUUCUUACAAACAGCAACCCUCAUUGAAGAUAUUUUGGGUGUUAAAAAGGAAAUGAUCCGACUAGAUGAAGUCCCCAAUCUGAGUUCCUUAGUAUCCAAUUUCGAUCAGCAGCAGCUUGCUAAUUUCUGCCGGAUUCUGGCUGUCACCAUUUCAGAGAUGGAUACAGGGAAUGAUGACAAACAUACGCUUCUGGCCAAAAAUGCUCAGCAGAAGAAGAGCUUGAGCUUGGGGCCUUCUGCAGCUGAAAUCAACCAAGCGGCCCUUCUCAGCAUCCCUGGCUUUGUCGAGCGACUUUGCAAGCUGGCAACUCGAAAGGUGUCAGAGUCAACGGGCACAGCCAGCUUCCUUCAGGAGUUGGAGGAGUGGUACACCUGGCUAGACAAUGCUUUGGUGCUAGAUGCCCUGAUGCGAGUGGCUAAUGAGGAAUCUGAGCACAAUCAAGCCUCCAUUGUGCUCCCUCCUCCAGGGGCUUCGGAGGAAAAUGGCCUGCCUCACACUUCACCUAGGACCCAGCUGCCUCAGUCAAUGAAGAUCAUGCAUGAGAUCAUGUACAAACUGGAAGUGCUCUAUGUCCUCUGCGUGUUGCUGAUGGGGCGCCAGCGAAACCAGGUUCACAGAAUGAUUGCGGAGUUCAAGCUGAUCCCCGGGCUGAAUAAUUUGUUUGACAAACUGAUUUGGAGGAAGCAUUCAGCAUCUGCCCUUGUCCUCCACGGUCACAACCAGAACUGUGACUGUAGCCCGGACAUCACCUUGAAGAUUCAGUUUUUGAGGCUUCUCCAGAGUUUCAGCGACCACCAUGAGAACAAGUAUCUACUGCUCAACAACCAAGAGCUGAAUGAACUCAGCGCCAUCUCUCUCAAGGCCAACAUCCCCGAGGUGGAAGCCGUCCUCAACACUGACAGGAGUUUGGUGUGUGAUGGGAAGAGGGGCUUAUUAACUCGUCUGCUGCAGGUUAUGAAGAAGGAGCCAGCUGAGUCAUCUUUCAGGUUUUGGCAAGCCCGGGCUGUGGAGAGUUUCCUCCGAGGGACCACCUCCUAUGCAGACCAGAUGUUCCUGCUGAAGCGAGGCCUUCUGGAGCACAUCCUCUACUGCAUUGUGGACAGUGAGUGCAAGUCGCGGGAUGUGCUCCAGAGUUACUUUGACCUCCUGGGGGAGCUGAUGAAGUUUAAUGUUGAUGCAUUCAAGAGAUUCAAUAAAUACAUCAACACGGAUGCAAAGGCCUUGGCCGUCUCCAGCCGAGAGCCCACCACCCCCGUCAGCCCAGCCUCCGCUCCAGUUCCAGGUGUUCCUGAAGCAGAUCAACAGCUCGCUGGUGGACUCCAACAUGCUGGUGCGCUGCGUCACUCUGUCACUGGACCGAUUCGAAAACCAGGUGGACAUGAAAGUCGCAGAGGUCCUGUCCGAGUGCCGCCUGCUUGCCUACAUAUCCCAGGUGCCCACACAGAUGUCCUUCCUCUUCCGCCUCAUCAAUAUCAUCCACGUGCAGACGCUGACCCAGGAGAAUGUCAGCUGCCUGAACACCAGCCUGGUGAUCCUGAUGCUGGCCCGACGGAAAGAGCGGCUGCCCCUGUACCUGCGGCUGCUGCAGCGGAUGGAGCACAGCAAGAAGUACCCUGGCUUCCUGCUCAACAACUUCCACAACCUGCUGCGCUUCUGGCAGCAGCAUUACCUACACAAGGACAAGGACAGCACCUGCCUGGAGAACAGCUCCUGCAUCAGCUUCUCAUACUGGAAAGAGACCGUGUCCAUCCUGUUGAACCCGGACCGCCAGUCACCCUCUGCCCUUGUCAGCUACAUCGAGGAGCCCUACAUGGACAUAGACAGGGACUUCACCGAGGAGUGAUCUUGGGCCAGGCCUCGGGAGGCUGCUGGGCCUGGGCCAGUGCGGGUGAGCGUGGGUACGUGUGCCUCACGCCCUGCCCUGUCCCGUCCCGUCCCCCCACCCCGCCUCCCUGCUGCUCUCCGCCUGCCCCAGGUCUUCAGGUACAGGCUUGGUGGGAGGGAGCGACUAGAAGCCCUUGGCCCCUGGGUCUGAGGGCCCCGGGUCAUUGGGGAGCCUCAGUUCCCUCAAGAUCUCCAUGACGAGGACAGGGACACUGUGCCCACCCUUCCUUCAGAACCCUGGGGUCCCGGCCACCCAGAGGUAAGGGGACUUUUAAAAAUAGCUCUGUCUGAGCUCCUGCCCGGUCUCUUGGCUGUCAGUCCUGGGGUGGGGAGGGAGAUAUGGGCACCCUCCCCCAAUCUGUGAGCCAAGCUUGCCCUGGCCUUUGGACCCAGGCAAAGGCUUCUGAGCCCUUGGGCAGGGAUGGGGGACACCAGAGAACGCUACCUUCCCCCAAGCCUGCCCAUCUGUCCCUCCCUUCCUCCCUCGUUUUCCUUUAGCUCCUCUGGUUCUGUUUGCUCAUUGGCCGCUGUGUUCAUGGGUUCCCCCAGAAGUGGGAGGGGCCUUCUCUUUCCAACCCUUGGAGCACAGGGAGGCUGUGCCCGGGUCCCCCGCUCCAGGGCAGCGUCUCCUGCCUGAGCCCACCCCGCGCAGGAGCCUGCCUGGGAGCAUACCCUCGGCCCCUCCGUGUGUUGCCAAUUUAUUAACAACAAAUAAACCAAUUAAAUGGAGACUAUUAAAGAAUUUAUUUUAAAUGAC
This is a messenger RNA of Physeter macrocephalus (sperm whale), 3291 nucleotides long. It is a transcript of the gene TRPC4AP, whose product is annotated as transient receptor potential cation channel subfamily C member 4 associated protein. Lineage: Eukaryota; Metazoa; Chordata; Mammalia; Artiodactyla; Physeteridae. The transcript has 19 exons. The coding region runs from base 42 to 2732 and encodes 896 amino acids. Gene Ontology annotation, biological process: ubiquitin-dependent protein catabolic process. Gene Ontology annotation, cellular component: Cul4A-RING E3 ubiquitin ligase complex. The record is from RefSeq and is a predicted model, not a curated record. Gene Ontology annotation, molecular function: phosphatase binding.